AUGAACAGGGAUUGGCGUUCUGGUUUGACGACGCCGCCGUCGGGGAGAGGGUCGGGGCUUCUGUUUGCGUCGGCUAGGGUGCCAAGACCGGCGCCAGUUCCGGAGCAUGACGACAAUUUGACAUCUAGAAAAAAGAGAAAGUUUGUGCCCGGGGGUCGAAUCGGUAAGUAUGUCAAGGCACAGGAGUUUCUGACAGUAUCUUUGUACUGUGACGUUUGUGAAAGAGAUUUCUACGAUGAGAAUGCCAAAGCGUUGCAUGACCGGAGCAAGGAUCAUCUCGACAACCACAUGAGGAUGCGAAAAGCCGAGAUUGAGGCCGCUACUCAAAGCAACGUGAAGGAUGAGAAAAAAAUUGAAGGGAAACCAGUGGUACGAGCGAUUGGUCUAAAAGAGAUGGCUGCAUUCGUGAAAGAGCAUGCGGCAAAAUGGACCAAGUCCUUUAAGGGAUGGGCGAAUAGAUCCAUCGAGGGCGCCAAGGCAGCUGCUGAUGCGGCAAAUGACCAAAACAUUGUCGCUUCGGUGCAACGAGAAAUUCUAUUCGAGUUUAGGUAUCACACGGACAACUGCACCAUGAUGCAGGAAAGUUGGGGCCGGAAGCCAGCCGCAACUGGUAUUCAUUACCGCCAGGCACAGCCGUCCGUGUUCACGGAUAGGGUGUUCUCGGAGAAAGAGAAAAGAAAGAUGGACGAAGAGAGGAGACAAGCUUUGUUGACGCAUCCAUCAUCCACCGACCUGGCAGAAAUUGUAUCGGCUGCACCGAACCCCACUGUGGAAGAAGUCCGAGACGAUUUAGUACUAGCUCCAGAAGUGCAGGGCGGAAUUUCGUCGGCUGCCAAGAAUCCUACUUCAGCUCCUAGUGGCAAUGAGGACAUUGAAAGAGUUAACGUAUCGAGUGAUCGAAUUCGCGAGCCCAACCAACUUGCACUUCCUGAGAGACAGAUCAUAGAGGCACCGGUUAAGGUUUCCUGGAAAUUAUCGCAAGCUGCCUGUGUCUUGUCCUCAAUUUGCAAUUCUGGUAUCAGUGAAGCUGUUGCUGUAAGAUACAGACAGAGGUUUCCGAGAACAUGGAGAACAUCGAAAUCCCACAGCGGUCAGGUCCCAAACAACGAUUUGGUCAUGAAGUAUAGGGACUUGCGAUCGAAGUACGAGUCUCAGGAGUUCGACUAUAAUUCAUGGCGGCGAGGCCUUGACGAGGUAAUAUCGGGGUUUACUGCACAAGAGAACAGGAUCGGAUCAUUAAAGCAGUGUUUGCAUAUGCAGAUUGACGCAGCCAUUCGGCGAGGUGACUGGACGGGGUGCACAAUUUCUUGCGCUCACGUGAUUGAGUUCCACAACUCCCAUGACAGUUUUGAAGAAGGGGACGGUGAAUACAUUGGCUAUUGGAUAAUUUCUGGCUUAUUCAAAGCACAACACGGCUUGCAACCUAGGCUCACUUCUCGGGCAAGACAGAAACGGUUGUUUUCUCUGGUGACAAGGCUAAGGGCCUUACCACCCGGUGUCAUGGAUGACAUGUUUGUUGACCACGCAUACGCGAUGUUCAAGUGUGCAGUUUCUAAUAACUACUACCAAUUUUGCCAACUGCAAGCGGACCCAAUGGUCGAUAUGAAGACAGGGGGUAACUUCAGACGUAUGACGGAAAAGGUGGGAGACUUUGUACGCGAAAGGGCACUCGUUACAAUGACCAUGCUGAGUGGGAUCACUAACGAAGGCUGUUAUUCAAACCCGAUGGCCGUUGACUUCGAGUUUGUGAUGAGAUCUCUAAAAUGGUCGAAUCAAUCGGGCGAGAAGAACAUUUCUGAGUCCCGAAGAUUCAUUGAAGGUCUUCCCCAAGAAAUUCGGAUCGACGACACGUAUCCAGAGUUGAUGAUGUUGCUGGUUAGCUCGCAUCGGGCUGUGCUUCAAUCCAGCGAAGUGGUGGAUGUGGACACUUUGGCGAGGGUUGUGCCGAAUGCCUUUGAGAUCCAGUAG
Molecule: messenger RNA, 1968 nt
Organism: Chondrus crispus (carragheen)
Lineage: Eukaryota; Rhodophyta; Florideophyceae; Gigartinales; Gigartinaceae
Exons: 1
Coding region: 1-1968 (655 amino acids)
Source: RefSeq, a predicted model, not a curated record